AUGAAUAACAUUACCGAUGGCGCAACCUUGGCGUCCAGAACCAUACUGUUAGCAGGGGAGCUUUUGGUAUGCAUGUCAAUGGUAGCCGGAAUAACCGUACUCUUAUAUUUCUUAAUGGCCAGACAUCCACGCGCCAUUCGGUUGGUGACGGCCAACGGCUGGUCAUUCGCCAUGUACGCGGCGCCCUAUGCAAUCAAUUUUACUUUGUGUUGGCAUUUGCUGUUAGCGUUCGAAAGACUGAUCCUGUCCACCCGUAUUGUAGACUUAACUUCACGGUACUACCUGACAUCCAAAGUAACUUUGAACGUAGCCGCGUUCGUCAUCAAGUAUCAUCUAUUUUGGUCAAGGUCCAACUGCUUCUACAAAGCGAUGUUGUUUGUGAGCCACUUGGUUCUGAUAGCCACGUCAGAAGCCAUGUGCUACGAAAAAUACGAAAAGACGACGAUACACGUCGCUAUGUUACUGUUGCUCUGCCUGACUACACUCAUAUUGAUGACCCCGACAAAUACAUAUCAAAGGCUGGUGUUCACCGAUGUGCUCACUUGGAAACGGUGUUCACUGGUGUACGGACUGGUGACAAGUGCGUGCCACAAUUGGUUUAAUUCUGGCAGCAAAGGAGCCGUCGAUACGUUGCUUCUGGUGCUGGUGGUACAUGUACAACUGGUAUUCCUGUGCGUCACAUAUUUCUCAGAUGGCCAGCAAAUAUUGCGAAACAUUGUCGGUCUGGGCACGUACAACCCGAUGGCCGAUUCACUGGAUUUAUAUUUCACGAUGGACUCGAUAGUAUCGAGAACGGGGGCGUACAUCGACAGCCGCCGUUAA
Myzus persicae (green peach aphid) is the source of this 822-nucleotide messenger RNA. RefSeq lists its product as uncharacterized. The record is from RefSeq and is a predicted model, not a curated record. The transcript has 2 exons. The coding region runs from base 1 to 822 and encodes 273 amino acids. NCBI's taxonomy places the organism in Eukaryota, Metazoa, Arthropoda, Insecta, Hemiptera, Aphididae.